AUGCAACACGCAGGCACACGUUCAAACAAGAGUGACACCGCAAAAGAUGCGGCGCAUUGCUCGGAUACCUCAACGUGUCAGGAAGAUGCGGCGCAUGUGAUUAUGGAGGUGGAUCGCCUUACAGAGCAAGGUGUUGCCGCGGCCGACGUCGCCAAGCUGCGGCAGGCGGGUAUUUUUACUAUUGCAGGGAUUCACAUGCAGUGUCGCAAAGAAUUGGCACUCAUUAAGGGACUUUCCGACGCCAAGGUGGAAAAAAUUAUCGAGGCGGCUAGAAAGCUCUUGGACUGCGGAUUUACGAAUGGGGCGACGUUUCUGCAGCAGCGUGGCAAAGUGACGCGCAUGACGACUGGAAGCGCUGCCCUUGAUCAACUAUUGGGUGGAGGUAUUGAGAGCAUGUCCAUUACAGAGGCUUUUGGUGAGUUUCGCACAGGAAAAACGCAGAUUGCACACACACUCUGUGUGACCUGUCAGUUGCCCACCUCAAUGGGCGGGGGCAAUGGGAAGGCGAUAUAUGUAGACACAGAGGCGACCUUUCGUCCAGAGCGUAUUAAACCCAUUGCAUCUCGCUUCGGCCUUGACGCGGACGCCGUGCUUAAUAACAUUCUCGUGGCACGGGCCUACACCCAUGAGCAUCAGAUGCAUUUGCUCUCAAUGGUGGCCGCGAAGAUGGCGGAGGAUCAGUUUGCCUUACUCGUGGUAGACAGCAUCACUGCCUUAUUUCGCGUUGACUUUUCUGGUCGAGGCGAGCUGGCAGAGCGGCAACAGAAGCUCGCGAAAAUGAUGAGUCAUUUGAUAAAAAUAGCCGAAGAGUUCAAUGUGGCAGUGUACAUUACAAAUCAAGUUGUGGCAGAUCCCGGUGGUGCAUCGAUGUUCGUCGCCGACCCCAAGAAGCCUGUUGGGGGGCACAUUCUUGCACACGCCUCCACAACGCGGCUGUCGCUUCGCAAGGGCCGAGGGGAUCAGCGUAUUUGCAAGAUUUACGACAGUCCAUCACUCCCGGAGGUUGAGUGUGUUUUCAGUAUUUCCGAACAAGGCAUCGUCGAUGCUCGUGAGUAG
Trypanosoma conorhini is the source of this 1056-nucleotide messenger RNA. RefSeq names its product putative meiotic recombination protein DMC1. The transcript has a single exon. Gene Ontology annotation, molecular function: ATP-dependent DNA damage sensor activity; ATP binding; double-stranded DNA binding. Bases 1 to 1056 code for a protein of 351 amino acids. Gene Ontology annotation, cellular component: nucleus; condensed nuclear chromosome. Gene Ontology annotation, biological process: DNA recombinase assembly; chromosome organization involved in meiotic cell cycle; DNA repair. Lineage: Eukaryota; Euglenozoa; Kinetoplastea; Trypanosomatida; Trypanosomatidae. The record is from RefSeq and is a predicted model, not a curated record.